UCGGCAGUCAGAAUGUCUCGCUGGUCGUUAGCCAUUUCCUUUGCAUGUAUCGUUAUGUUCUGCUUAACGGUGCAAGCCGAUCGACAGGAAGAAGUUACAGCUUACGUGAGUCAAUAUGCGGCCGCUAAGCAAAAGCAACAUUCGGGUGUGUUUAAUUGUUGGAUACUUGAGUUUUACGCCAUCUCCAACACCCAAUCCUCCAUACUGAGCGACGUAACCCGUCAGCUCAACGAUCAGCAUAUCAGUGUGCUACAAUCAGACCAUCAGGCGACGCACGUACCCAUCUACCGGGAGCCCAACAUGGUGAUCGUAUUGUGGGGAAAUGAUGCGAAAACAGUGGAAAGUUUUAACAUCCACUGGUGGAUAUCGAGCAUACCGUACGAAUGUCCCACGUUCAUCCUGUUCGAGGUGGAAACGAUGACGCAGCCAUGGCUAAUAGGGGCGUACUUUGCAACGAGACUAGCGACCAACUUUGCACUGAUUGCGCUCAAUGUGGAUGUCAUGUACACCUUUCAUUACGAACCGUUCCGCAUCUCGACCUACUGGGGAUUCCCUAGCCACAGUGAACUAUUUUUCGAUCGGCUGCAAACCUUACAAAAGAAAACGAUAAACGCUGCAUUCGCUAUGGACUUUUACACGGCGAUGUUUUGUGAAAACUUACCAGGGGAGGACAGGUCGCUGUUCAUUCUGUUUGCCGAAACGCUUCAGUUUUCGGUAAACUAUCGCGAGAUGCAAUGUGGCCGCAAUGAAACGAUGGCAAGUUGCUUGGAUCGCUACAGCGAUUCGCACAUAAUUUUGAAUCGAUUGUAUUUGACACACUACAACAAGUUCUGUGUCAGCCGUACGGCCAUGGAGCAGAUUACAAUUGCAACGCCGAAAGGACGCUUGCUGACCGUGUGGGAAAUGCUGCUGAAACCGUUCCAACAGUCUGCCUGGACGGUGAUAUUUGCAAUUAUUGCCGCUUGCCAGCUUGUUCAACAGCUCACCCCAACACUGUUCGUCAACAAUCUCCUCAACUUGGCACUGUUUGGGUUCGAAAAGCGCAAGCUUCACCUCACCAAGUUUAUCGAAAAAGUUACAUCCACUGCACUAAUAAUACUCUUUUUCCAGCUGAAGUGUGCGUACGAGGCAAAACUGGUUUCGUACUUAACCGAAACACCUCGCGUACCGGAAGCGCGAUCAAUCGAAGAAUUGAGGGCUCGAAACAUCACCGUGUACUACGGCAAACUCAACAUUGACCACGUGGAAAAGCUCAACGGGCUAGUGGCACUGUACGAGGGUGAUCAGAUGUUUUUCGAUGGAGUUACGCUGCUGGACAACCGAGAGUCUUUGAUGGCGGAAAAGUUGUUCUCCGAAAAUGUCCCUAACUAUGCGUUGCCGUACACCAUACUACCCGACAACGUGUUUGAAAUAUUGCCGUUCUAUGUGUUUGGUGUAAAGUCACCGUUUAGCAAACGAUUUCACACGUAUCAGCAGCGUAUGUUCGAAGCCGGUAUGCAGCUACACUGGCGGCAAGAGUAUUUAAAUUGCUUUCUCUUGCACAUUGUCAGUGCGCGGCACGAUGCGCGAGGAGCAAACACGAAGUUUAAUGCUGCCAUUCGAUAUGACCAGCUGAAACCACUGAUGCGAUUUUUCCUGGGCCUGUGGGCAUUCGCAAUCGUGAUCUUCGUGGUGGAAAUUAUUCACGGAAGGUACAGCGCAUAUAAGCGAUCAGGAUGUGGUGCAACUGUCGCUAAGCAAAAGCAAGGGAAGAAAUCAUAA
Molecule: messenger RNA, 1761 nt
Organism: Anopheles maculipalpis
Lineage: Eukaryota; Metazoa; Arthropoda; Insecta; Diptera; Culicidae
Exons: 1
Coding region: 13-1761 (582 amino acids)
Source: RefSeq, a predicted model, not a curated record